CUGAUGCGCCCCGCGAGCCAUGGACCUCCACGUUGAGACGAAACAUGUCACGACCGACGUCAGCCUUCACGUGCCGCCUCGCCACAAGAGCCAUGUGCACGAGGCGCCACUGGUUAUGCCGCAAUGGGACAACGACGACAGCUCCGACGACGACGACGGCCCUUCGCCAUGCGAUAUGGACAACGAAGCAAGCCAAGACGACGACAACCAACCCUCUCCUCCAUUGGAUCCCGUCGCGUUCAACUGGGACGGCGUCGGGGAUAUUCAAGCUCUCCAGCUCAAAAACUCGGAACUGGUUGCCACGAUCAAAGACUACAAGCACCAAGUGACAGAGUACGGGCUCUGCUUGAUAUCCUUCUGCGGUUUAUGCGUUUGUAGGCUUCAGUUGAUGCUGGAGGCAAUGGAGCCGAUCCCUGGCCUCGACGUGAAUUCCCUACGAGACGUGCUCCAGGGAGCCGAAGUCGUCGACCACGAUAUUCGCGAUGUGAAGAUCGUCCAUCAAGCCAAGAAACUGCGGCAGGCGAAAAUCGCCCUGAACAAAGAAAAGGUCAAAGGCGCGGGGGCGAGCGGUCGCAUUGCUGAGCUGGAGAAGCAGCUCCACGACGCUGAAGAGAACUAUCACAAGAGCCAACGACUCGUGCAUAAACUGCAACUCGGGGAGAAGCCCGAGCCAAAGCCCGAGGCCACGACGAACACAGUGCCACUCAAGAAGUUCGAAGACUUGCGUGUGAAAUACGAAGCCGCCACUAUCGAGCUCAAGAAGACACAGCGCGCCCUCCAGCGGGAAGUUGGGGACGAUGUCCCUCUCGCCGACGUCCUUGACGGUGAGGGAGGCAAACGUGGCCGGGCACAGCAAAUCGUCAUGCUGAAGGCCAAAGUGAAGAAGUUGGAGAAGGAACUCCAGUCGCGCUCGGAGCCAGACACGGGAGUUGACGCGAAGGCCGAAGUCGAGUUGUUGGCGCUUAAAGUUGACAAACAAAAGCUCCUCGACCAAGCCGUGGCGGACCUGGACGCCUUCAAAGACGCCAACGACAAACUGAGCCGAAAGUACGAUGCGCAGAAGGCCCGAUUGCACACGCUCGAGAAAGACGCGACCAAAAACAAGGCCAAGAUCUCGGUGCUGUUGGACAAGUCCAAGAACGACGACUCGCUCAUCGAUGCCCUUCAAAACGAAAUGGACGGUCUCCGUCGUCAAGUCACGUCCAGUGGGGUUUCCAAAGAGCAAUGGCACCGAGCCCGCACAGCUGACAGCAGCAUCCUCACGGACGCCGCCGCGAUGGACGCGUUGCGCACCACCUGCGCUGAACAGAAGCGCCAGCUCGCACACCAAGCAGCGACGAUCGAGUCGUUUCGACGGGACUUGCAGCAAGCGGAAAAACUCCAAUCGCAUCGAGUUGGUGGCAAUCAUGGCGACGCGGCUACCGGCAAUCAUUCCCUCGCGAUUGAAAAGGAGCGGCUCGUGGAGCUCGUCAAGUCUCUCCAGCAACAGCUUGAUGCGAAAAAGGCUGACCCGCCGCCACCACCGCCAAAGCAAGAACCUCGUUCGCGCCUUCCGCGCCUCACGCCGGACUUGUCCGCUGACGUCGACAAGUUGCGACGGACCAUUGAGGUGAAGGACGAAGAGAUUGCAACGUGGAAGGAGGCGUACGAACGAGCAACAACUGCUGCUGCACGGACCACUCCAUCCACGAUGUCAAAUUCGCGCCUUGUCGCGGACCUUGAAGAAGACAACGAGCGCCUUCGAAGCCAGGUGGACGAGUUGAAAAGACAAGUCGCUCUGGGCGAGCAUCACCGCAAACAUGCCGCAUAGCAUUCGUUGAGAGCGAUCUCCAACAUGGCUAGAUGAAACGUAGUUAUCGUGCAUAAGACCACGUUGACGAAGACGUGGGUGCUGUGGACAAUGGGGCUUGGUUCUUGUUCACGUGGUCACGAAUUGCAGCCUCCAAGAUAUGGCGGUCGGAGAGCACCCGCUGACGAGCUCUUCCGACCAACGAAUCGCGCUCGUUAUCUUCCAUGGCUUGGAUCUGAGCCAGCACUUCUUGCAACGUGUGGAGCUCUUGUGUCAACAGAACAUUCUUCUGCUGGGCUAACGUACUCUGAGCCUGGUACUCAUGCAGCUCGCCCUGUAGUGUUCGCAUGGCUGUAGCACAGUCACUCUUGAUAGCGUCCCUCUGGGCUUUCAAUUUGUCGCGGUCGGCCUUCCAUCGGCCUUUGACCUCGCGCACCUUGAGCUCCAAAGCCUUGAUGGUCUUGUUUCUCUCGUCAAGGCAAGCUUGGUGCUGUGUUUUGAGUGCGUCAGCCGCCACUUCACACUCCCAAAGGCGUUUGUCAUGCCCACUCUUCCAUUUUUGCUUCUGCAGUUCAACUUGGUCGAGUUGGCACUCCAGGGCUUGUGCGUGCGCCUUGGUUUCGUCAUGGACUGCUCGAAGAUGAACUAAUUCUUGCUGUAAUGGCGCGAGCUGGGCUGUGUGAUGGUGCCGGGCCGAUUCGAGCUCGUGAGCUAAUCGAUCCCGCUCGUCGUUUGCGCACUUCAGCUGCCCUUGCAUGGUGUGGAUGGUGCUCUGUUGCUCAUCAAGUCGGCGCUUAAGUUUCUUGUGUUCUUUAACCAACGUUUGAUAUUCAGCUUCGAAGGUUGGCGCAAGUGGUUGUGGCAUCGGGGCCAUGGGUGGAAGCUGUGGUGGUGGCGGUGGUUGGCGUAAUUUCUCUUCUGCAAGGGCUAGCGCGCGCUGGAGAACACUCUUCUCAUUCGCCUCGACGUUUAACUGGUGCUGCAUGAAUUGUAAUUUGGCAGCUGUUUCACGCUCUCGCUCGGCGUGGUUUCGUUCGGUCGUCUUGAGCAACUCCGUCGCAGUUGUGAGCUGCUGGUGGAUGCAUUCGGUGUACUCCUUGUCUUGCUUCAAGACCAUCACGUGGGUCUCUACUUUGGCUUCGCAUUCAGCCACCUUAGUGAGAAGCUCUGCCUUGUCCUUUUCCAGAGAUCGAAUGAUUGCUAUUGCACAGGAAAAUGAUCAUGGACCCCAAGUGAAUACACGUGGUACUCUGUUGUGCUGCAACGUCCAUUUCAUGCCGCUGCAGCUGCAGACUGACUUGGGUAUUGAGUUCGCCCAACUGACUGCACAACAGCUCAUAGUUGUGUUUGUACUUCUCCAGGGUUCGCACCCGAAGCGCGAGCACCUCGGCGUUGCUGCCCGCGACCAUUGCGCUUGGCAU
Messenger RNA from Aphanomyces invadans, 3210 nucleotides. RefSeq lists its product as hypothetical. The record is from RefSeq and is a predicted model, not a curated record. The transcript is spliced from 8 exons. Lineage: Eukaryota; Oomycota; Saprolegniomycetes; Saprolegniales; Verrucalvaceae. Bases 20 to 1810 code for a protein of 596 amino acids.